CACAAUUGUAGAAAAACAAACACAAAAACAACAUGGAUGUUAGCUCUCCGAUCAUUUGCCUCCUUCUACACUCACUUGUGUUUGUUUCUUUGUUUUAUUGUAAUAAUUCUCUAGAAACAAGAAAUCCAUUAGUUAAUCAAACUUUUCAAUCAGAGGAUGAACUUGUUAAGUUGAAGGAAACCAUAGCUAUUCGUCUUAAGCAACUCAACAAGCCAGCAGUUAAGACAAUUCAGAGUCCUGACGGUGAUAUCAUAGAUUGUGUUUUGACACAUCAACAACCAGCUUUUGAUCAUCCUUUAUUGAAAGGACAAAAACCAAUGGAUCCUCCAGAAAUGCCAAAAGGAAAUAAUCAGAUAAGUAAUUUGAGUGAAAGUAUUCAACUAUGGAGUUUAUCAGGUGAAUCAUGUCCAGAUGGAACAAUUCCGAUAAGAAGAAUAACGGAACAAGAUUUGCUAAGAGCUAACUCUGAUAUUAGAUUUGGGGAAAAGUUUAAUCACCAACAUGCAGUUCAGGUUGUGAAGGAUGCAGCGUACUAUGGAGCACAGGCUACUAUGAAUGUGUGGAAUCCACAUGGAGAAAGUAAAAGUGUAUUCAGCUUGGCUCAAAUGAGAAUAAUGUCUGGUACAUAUGGAAAAGACCUCAACACCAUUGAAGUUGGUUGGCAGGUAUACCCAAAAAUCUAUGGUGACCGCCGCACUAGAUUUUUCAUUUUUUGGACGGCUGAUGCAUAUCAACAUACUGGUUGCUACAACUUAAAAUGCCCAGGCUUUGUUCAAACGAACAAAGCUAUUGCACUAGGAGCUGCAAUUUCUCCCAUUUCUACAUAUAAUGGAAAUCAAUUUCAAAUUUCCUUAUUCGUAUGGAAGGAUGAAAUGACAGGAAAUUGGUGGCUUCGUUAUGGAGAUAAAAACCUUGGGUAUUGGCCAACCUCCUUAUUUACAAACCUGAAGAACGCUGCCGCUAGAGUUCAUUGGGGUGGAGAAAUAUUAGAUGAACAAUAUGAACAAGCUUCUUCCACCCAAAUGGGUAGUGGACACUUUCCUGAUGAGGGUUAUAAAAAUGCUUCCUAUUUUAACCAUAUUUAUGUUAUAGAUUCAAGGAGACUCUGGAUUCAGCCAACAGAUCCCAUGAUUUAUGCAGAUAGACCAAAUUGUUAUAAUAUAAUCGGAGGACUUGACAGUAGCUGGGGGACUUACUUUUACUAUGGUGGACCGGGCAAGAAUAAGAAUUGUCCCUAAAUAAAUAUUAUUACAUAUUCUAUGUAUGCCUUUCAAAUAAUUCCAUACAUUAAAAAUGAAUUAAAUUAAAUCAUAAUAAAAUGAAAUAUACCCUGCUUAUUUUUGUAUGAUAUAGGAAAUUUUUAUUUUGA
Lathyrus oleraceus (garden pea) is the source of this 1369-nucleotide messenger RNA. RefSeq lists its product as uncharacterized. Lineage: Eukaryota; Viridiplantae; Streptophyta; Magnoliopsida; Fabales; Fabaceae. The record is from RefSeq and is a predicted model, not a curated record. The transcript has 7 exons. The coding region runs from base 33 to 1238 and encodes 401 amino acids.